CCCGUCACUUCCUGCUCGGCCCGAGAAGGCCCUGCCGGGCGGCGGCGGCGGCAGCAGCGUCCGAGCCAUGGUCGCGCUGGAGAACCCGGAGGGCGGCUCGGAGGCGGCGGCGGUGGGAAGCGCCCCCGGCGGGCGGCGGACGCUGCCCCUUCCGGGCUGCCUGCCCGCUCUAGCUGGCUCCCAGGUGAAGAGGCUGUCAGCAUCCAAGCGGAAGCAACACUUCAUCAACCAGGCCGUGCGGAACUCAGACCUCGUGCCCAAGGCCAAGGGGCGGAAGAGCCUUCAGCGUCUAGAGAACACCCAGUACCUCCUAACGCUGUUGGAGACAGACGGGGGCACAGCUGGUCUGGACGAUGGGGACCUGGCCCCCCCCGCAGCACCCGGCAUCUUCGCAGAGGCCUGCAGCAAUGAGACCUACAUGGAGGUCUGGAAUGACUUCAUGAACCGCUCUGGGGAGGAGCAGGAACGGGUUCUCCGCUACCUGGAGGAUGAGGGCAAGAGCAAGGCACGGAGGAGGGGGCCCGGCCGCGGGGAGGAUCGAAGGAGAGAGGACCCAGCCUACACACCCCGUGAGUGCUUCCAGCGCAUCAGCCGGCGUCUGAGAACUGUCCUCAAGCGGAGCCGCAUCCCCAUGGAAACUCUGGAGACCUGGGAGGAGAGGCUGCUGAGGUUUUUCUCUGUGUCUCCCCAGGCCGUGUACACGGCCAUGCUGGACAACAGUUUCGAGAGACUCCUGCUUCACGCCAUCUGUCAGUACAUGGACCUCAUCUCAGCCAGUGCCGACCUGGAGGGCAAGAGGCAGAUGAAAGUCAGCAACCGCCACCUGGACUUCCUGCCACCAGGACUGCUCCUGUCCGCGUAUCUGGAGCAGCGCAGCUGAUGGGCGCCCCCCCCUCCCCCGCCCCCAGCCUCCCCUCCCCCAGGCCUCCCGUGCCAUUCGCUAAAGUAUCUUUAUUAUUUGGAGGAUUUGUCCCUGCAGACGUGCUCUACCCCUGGGGGGGGGGGCUAUCACUCUGACCCCUUCCCCGCCCACCUCUCCCAGAUAAACGCGGGGCCCUGGCCCUCCACACCGGACUGUCCUGGCCUUGCAGCUCCCCGCUCCGGGACUCGAGUUUGAGCGAGGAGACCCGGCCUGGUCACUUCCGUGUUCCUUCUUCGUUCAGCUUUUUCGGCCCCGUCUGAAACUUAAGCAAGGAGCGACAGGCUGGGUUUUUAUCACUUUUAAUGAAUUUGGCAUGAUUUGUUGUAGAUUUUUAAAGUUCCCUUUUGGGAAGAAAAACCAAAAACUUGCCCCAACUGAUAAAUCGGGGGACUUUGUUCCAGUCCCUGUUUGAUCCUCCCCCAUCCCCCAGCUUUUGGCUUGGAUGUGGGGGGGGGGGGGGGCCUGGGGCUCCGCCCCUUUUUCCAGGUGUGUUCUGUCGUGUGUGCCUGCGCGUGUGCCCCACGCCCUGGGACAGGGGCUGCAUCUUAAAGGCUGGUCUUGCCACCCUUUUGGAACAUGUUUGACCUCCACGGGUGGCUUUUGGUGGCUCUUGGGGCCCCAUUUGCUCUACACACCUCCUCCCUUCAUCCUGCGGGAUCAGGACUUCCAGCCAGAAGCCUCUGCCCUAGGACUGCCCCAUUCCCCUGUCCGUGUCCCUUUGCCCUUCCCCUAGCCUAGCUCUGGCCUGUUGCCUUGGGCUGACCUCUCACUGGCCACCCUGGCAUGUCCCACAAGAGCAGGGCUGGGGGACCCUCCCGUGUGUGUGUGUGUGUGUCUAGUUGUGCUUUGGGAAAAGUGGAGAGUUCAAUAAAUUUCUGGUGCUCUGGUC
This is a messenger RNA of Leopardus geoffroyi (Geoffroy's cat), 1811 nucleotides long. It is a transcript of the gene R3HDM4, whose product is annotated as R3H domain containing 4. Gene Ontology annotation, molecular function: nucleic acid binding. Bases 68 to 880 code for a protein of 270 amino acids. The record is from RefSeq and is a predicted model, not a curated record. NCBI's taxonomy places the organism in Eukaryota, Metazoa, Chordata, Mammalia, Carnivora, Felidae. The transcript has 8 exons.